Messenger RNA from Hipposideros armiger (great roundleaf bat), 1217 nucleotides. It is a transcript of the gene IFI35, whose product is annotated as interferon induced protein 35. The record is from RefSeq and is a predicted model, not a curated record. Lineage: Eukaryota; Metazoa; Chordata; Mammalia; Chiroptera; Hipposideridae. Bases 196 to 1065 code for a protein of 289 amino acids. Gene Ontology annotation, cellular component: nucleus. The transcript has 7 exons.
GUGCAAGGACAGGGAUUUCCCUGAAAUGAAAGUGGAAGCAAACCCUGCGCUCAGAUCUGCGUUAAAUGCAUUUCAGUCCCUGGUGGGGAAGAGCAAAGCCCCUCAGAAGGUAGAAGCAAGAGUUUAGUCCGGGUGGACUCAGCCACUUUGUGUCCAGCUCUGAAGGCUCGGCUCCUGCCAACCAGUUUCCAGACCAUGUCAGUGACUGAAGAUACUGCAUUCUGCAAUGGGAGCCUGUUCCGCUUCCUUUGGGAGGAGCAGGCCAGCCUCAAGAUGCGGCUGCAGGAGCUGAAAAGGAAGCUCAGCAACUGCCCCCCAGACAAGGUCCCAUUCCCAGUGCCUGAAGUCCCACUGGUAUUCCGAGGACAAAUUCAGCAGGGCAGGGAAGUGCCCAAGUCUUUGGUUUCCAACUUGCGGAUCUGCUACCCCCUGCCUGGAGGCUCUGCUCUGGUCAACUUUGAUGACCCCAAGGUGGCCACUCAGGUGCUACAACAAAAGGAGCAUAAGAUCGACCUUGAAGAGUGCCGGCUACGUGUGCAAGUCCAGCCCUUGGAGCUGCCUGUGGUGACCACUAUCCAGGUGUCCAGCUAUAUGAGUGGCCAGAAAGUGCUGGUCAGUGGGUUUCCUGCUGGACUCAGGCUGAGUGAGGAGGAGCUGCUGGACAAGCUGGAGAUCUUCUUUGGCAAGACCAAGAAUGGGGGUGGUGAUGUGGAAACUCGGGAACUGCUACAUGGGGGUGUCAUGAUGGGCUUCGCUAAGGAUGAAGUGGCCCAGAACCUGUGCCGGAUUGGUCAGUUCACAGUGCCACUGGGUGGGCAGCAGUGCCCUCUGAAAGUGUCUCCCUACAUGAGUGGGGAGAUCCAGAAGGCUGAGAUCAGGUCCCAGCCAAUGCCCCAGUCGGUGCUGGUGCUCAACAUUCCGGAUGUCCUGGACGGCCCGGAACUGCACGACAUCCUGGAGAUCCACUUCCAGAAGCCCACCCGUGGGGGAGGGGAGGUGGAGGCCCUGACAGUCGUACCCCCAGGACAGCAAGGCCUGGCGGUCUUUACCACCAAGUCCUGCUAGAAGCUUGCCCUAGUCAACACCCUCCACCCUUCUUCCAAGGUACCAAAACCAGGCUUGGGUCGGGAGCACGCGGAUAAGAGAGACCAUGCUGGUCAACAGCAGGCAGGGACUCCGAAUUGUAAAACGCUGCCCUGAACAGUAAAAGUGCCUGC